Messenger RNA from Micropterus dolomieu (smallmouth bass), 3221 nucleotides. RefSeq names its product sodium/hydrogen exchanger 2-like. The record is from RefSeq and is a predicted model, not a curated record. Gene Ontology annotation, molecular function: sodium:proton antiporter activity. Lineage: Eukaryota; Metazoa; Chordata; Actinopteri; Centrarchiformes; Centrarchidae. Gene Ontology annotation, cellular component: membrane. Gene Ontology annotation, biological process: sodium ion transport; proton transmembrane transport; regulation of pH. The transcript has 13 exons. The coding region runs from base 1 to 2478 and encodes 825 amino acids.
AUGGGGACCUCUGCUUUGUUUGCAGUCAGGACUGAGAGAGGAGCCUGUUGUUUGCUUCUGCUCCUUGUGCUCUGCGGCGUGGGAGGGAAAUGUGAGCUUCAGGAAUCCAAACCUGCGGCCGGUGUCAAACAUACUCACAAAGAACACCAGGCCUUCCCAAAUAAGGAGAAGCCAAGCUUUCCUGUGUUCUCGAUGAACUACCAUCAGAUCCAGGUCCCCUUUGAGUUUACACUUUGGAUACUGCUGGCCUCUCUUGCCAAAAUUGGUUUCCACAUUUACCAUAAAAUCACUGUCUGGAUCCCAGAGUCCUGCCUCAUUAUUGCCAUCGGCCUCAUCGUUGGUGGCAUCAUACACUCGGUCAAAGAGAUACCCCCUGCUGUGCUAAGCUCAAACAUCUUCAUUCUCUUCAUGCUCCCACCCAUGGCCCUCGACAACAGCUACUUCAUGCCCACAAGGCUGUUCUUCGAAAACGCCGGCACGGUGCUGUGGUACUCGGUGGUUGGAACUAUGUGGAACAGUAUCGGCAUUGGGCUUUCCCUCUUCGCCAUCUGCCAGUUUGAGGUGUUUGAAAUUCAAGACAUAACCCUGCAGGACAACUUGCUGUUUGCCUCCAUCAUCUCAGCUGUGGACACCAUGGCUGCGCUGAAUGUGUUUGAGGACACUGGAGUCAAUGAGCAGAUAUAUAUAGUCAUAUUUGGAGAGGGACUCUUCAACGAUGCUGUCACUUUGGCACUUUACAGCAUGUCCUCCUUUUUGGCAGACUUGCACGUUGUCGAAUCCACUGAUGUGUUUUUGGAAUUUGCCAAGUUCUUUGUGGCGGCAAUCGGCGGUGUCGUCUUCGGCCUUCUGUUUGGAUUCGUGGCUGCCUUCACCACACGUUUCACCUACAAUGUCUGUCAGAUCGAGCCCCUCUUUGUCUUCGUGUACAGCUACCUGGCAUACUUGCUGGCCGAGUGUUUUGCCUUCUCCAGCAUGUUGGCCAUUACAACAUGUGCCAUAACCAUGAAGUACUACGUGGAGGAGAAUGUAUCCCAGAGAUCCUGCACCACCAUCCACCAUGUUGUCAAGAUAAUGGCCGCCAUAUCCGAAAUCAUUAUCUUCUUCUUUCUGGGUGUUGUUACCAUAACAGCUGAACACGAGUGGAACUGGGCCUACAUCCUGUUUACGCUGCUGUUUUCGUUCCUCUGGAGAGGAAUUGGCAUUCUGGUGCUGACCCAGAUCAUCAACCCAUUCCGCACCAGCCGGUUCUCUUUCAAGGACCAGUUCAGCUUCUCCUACGGAAGCCUGCGAGGGGCAAUCUGCUUCGGCCUGGUCUUCACUUUGCCCAGUAACAUCAGGAGAAAGAACCUGUUUGUCACUACUUCAGUUGUCAUCAUUAUAUUCAAUGUUUUCAUACAGGGCAUCAGCAUCCGUCCCAUAGUAGAAUACAUAUACACCAGCAGAACCAAGAAAGACCUGAACAUCAGCGCUGAGGUUCACACCAGGCUGCUGGAACACAUUGCUUGUGGUCUUGAGGACGUGUGUGGACAAUGGAGCCACCAUUACUGGAAAGACAAGUUAAAGAAGUUUAACGACCGUUUUUUGAGGCGCAUUCUGCUCCGAGACAAGUCCAGCAUGUUGUCUUUGUAUAAGAAACUGGAGCUGCAGAAUGCCAUGGAGUUACUGGACACACCUAUUGGAGACGUGAGCACAGCGCCAUCUACUGUUUCUCCACACAGCGAGAGGAGGGAUGCGUCUCGACCGAGGAAAACGUUCCUGGCUGCUGACGUGAGGAAAAUGUACGACAUCCUGUCUAAGAACAUGUACAAGGUCAGACAGAAGACAAUGACUUACACCAACAAAUACAAUCUGCCCGACAACAGCCAAACCAGGGAGAUUCUGAUUCGCCGUCACACGAGCAUCCGAAGCAGCGUCCGUGCUGGAAGUUUCCGCCACCUGGCUGAAGAAAACGUCCCCAGGUCUCAAAAGUACUAUUCCCUCCAACCUGGACAAGAUCUGGAGACUGGCUUUGCCCUUAGAAGGAAUAGUCAUGGUGGUGGUAGUGACGUGUCCCAACUCUCAGCCUGUCUCCAGUCCUCUGGUGUGGCGCCACGCUCCUCAUCCCGCGCUCAGCUUCCCAUGAGGAGGUUGAACACCAUCGAGGAGUCUGGAAGUGCAGGUGAGCUGUCAGCCAUUUCGGCCAACCCACAUUCACUCUCUCCUGGGGUAGAUGAGGUGAGGGGUCCUGGAAGCCUGGAGUCUGAAGGCAGGAGAGCACCAGUUAUUACACCCAGGAGGCGCUCUUCGGCUCGGGUAGACGGAGACGAAGAUCCCACUGACUCUGAAUGUACAGGAGAACAGGAGCAACCAGUGCAUCCUCCCCAGCUCCCACCACCUCGUGGCUGGGUACCCGAGAACCAGGAUCCCAGAGAAAAUGGGACAGGAAACGCCCUACUUAGACACUCGUCACAGGGGUCUCGAGGCUCAGAGAGACCAUGAACAAGGACAAAAUGAUCUUAACACAAAGGUCAAAUUAGCUAAUUGUAAACUUUGAACUGUAAAACAGAGUGUGGUUGGAAAGAGUUUUUAUAAUUAUAAUCACAUCAUGUUUUCUGCCUCUUUCUUAACUAUGUUGUUUUGCCCACUGAUGUUUGACUCAAGCAGUGUUGUUAUUUCUACCUCAUAAAAUCUUUCCCAGAGAAAUUUGUAUAGUAAAAACGACAAUGCAAUAUGAUGUGCAGUACAACUACCUAUACAUAUUACCAUGUUCUCCACUGGUACCAGAGAUGGGCACUCAAUUUAGACUCAAGUCGAGACUUGACUUGAGACUUGACUCGGACUCGAGAUUUGGGAAUCCUAAACAAUCUUUAUUUUUGUCUGACGAGCUGAAUGUCAUUACCUUCCUUAUUAUCGUGUGUGACCUUAUGCAUCCGGUGCGCUCAGCCAUGUGAGCACACCCGCAGCUGCUGUGCCAUUUGUCAUAACCUUUGGCUAUAAUAAUGCUGCAUUCAUCUACUCCUCAGACGGUCCCAUUUCCCGAGUUGGGAGAUCGUUCUUAAUGUGGAAACAACAUGGACGUUUUUGUAUAGUGUCUGGAUGAUUGGUUAUGUAUGUGAUGUUGCUACCAAAGUAUACAGAAACAGUUUAACGCUUAGUGAUUUUGUCCCAGAUUUGUUCCUGCACCAGUCGACUACAUUUUCUAAAACCACGAAAAUAUUGCUUUACCUGACUUAGAAUUUUGU